Messenger RNA from Rasamsonia emersonii CBS 393.64, 882 nucleotides. RefSeq lists its product as uncharacterized. Bases 1 to 882 code for a protein of 293 amino acids. Lineage: Eukaryota; Fungi; Ascomycota; Eurotiomycetes; Eurotiales; Trichocomaceae. The transcript has 2 exons. Gene Ontology annotation, molecular function: mannosyltransferase activity. Gene Ontology annotation, biological process: GPI anchor biosynthetic process. The record is from RefSeq and is a predicted model, not a curated record. Gene Ontology annotation, cellular component: endoplasmic reticulum membrane; mannosyltransferase complex.
AUGUACCAAUCAAUCCUUUAUAUUCUAAGCAUCCAGUUGAUUUUGACGCUUUUUCCUUGUUUCACCACUGCCAACGUCGAAAAGACAAUUUUUGUUGCCCCUCCUCCAAGUCCCAUUCCAGCAGAAAACCCGGGACUCGAUGAUCUCGGCCUCGACCGUCUGUCACCGUCCGAUUUUGUGGUGAGGACAUAUUUGAAUGCAUCCUUUCCAACGGAGGAUGCGCCUCAAGGGUCUGAGUCAUGGUUCUACCUUGAAGACUUAAACCCAGGCCAGCGGUAUGAGGUGCGGAUAUGUUGGCUAGCCACGCAACCUACCGCCUUCACCCUCACCACACACUCUCUUCAUGAAACCGUCUCCGAUCCUGCUCUUUUGUCUGCACUGGGCGCCUUCUCGUCUGCGCGUCUCUCUUCAACAGCGUCAACACCGCUCUCAGUCCCACCUGAGGCCCAUGACCAACAAGACCAUAUUGUCCCAGUACCAAAUCAGCCUAAGGCUUAUCACCAUCAUCACCUUCGCCGUGGUCGCAGCCGUACUGCUGUGGACAAGACGCAGAACCCUCUUGCACGGUCCUCUCAGACCGAAUCUGUCCUUUUCCUCCGCGUCUUCGCGGCAGCAGAUUACUUCACGCUGAACACGUCCAUGAUGGAGACCGUCCCUCCCGUCAUGGUGGACAUCAUCCUCGACCCGUUUCUACUGAACAUGUUCCCAAGGUCAUUGGUGCCUACUGCUGUAUGGAUAGUCGUUGUAACGGCUCUGGCCUGGUACGUCGGUGGGUGGGUCGUGAAGACCUUGUCUGAGAUUAUCUCCAGCGCAGCAGCAGCGGAUGAUGAAAACAAGGCGAAGGAGAACAAGAGACAGGAAGAGAAUAAGAAAAAGCAGUAG